AUGUUUUUUGUUAGAAAGGUGCAAAAUGAAAUUCAUAAUGAGAUUGGUAAUGCAAAGUUUUGUUUGAUUGUUGAUGAAGCUAGAGAUGAAUCUAAAAGAGAACAAAUGGAACUUGUUAUUAGAUUUGUUGAUAAGCAUGGAUUUGUCAAAGAAAGGCUAAUAGAUGUUGUUCAUGUCAAAGAUAUUACUUCUGCUACUCUUAAACAAGAGAUUUGUUCUGCAUUAUCUCAUCACAAUCUCAACAUUCAAAAUGUUCGAGGUCAAGCAACAACUUCAGUUCUGGAAGAUUUGGCUACUAAUGGAUCUACAUGUUCUCAACGUGAUGAUGCUACUUAUACUCUUAAAUCUUUAUUAUCAUUUGAUUUUAUUUUCAUUUUGCACAUGAUGAAAGAAAUCAUGGGAAUCACUGAUAAACUUUGUCAAGCAUUGCAACAAAAAUCUCAAGACAUUUUGAAUGCUAUGCAUCUAAUACCUGAUAUGGGUGCUUCUUUUAGUGACAUAAUUCGGUCUCGUCGUAAAAAGGAUGUUGUCACUAUUGAACACCACUACCGUGUUGACAUUUUUACAAGCGUGAUAGAUUUUCAAUUGAAAGAGCUAAAUAGUAGAUUUAGUGAGCAAGCAACCGAGCUCCUUAUAUUGAGUACAUCUUUGGAUCCUAAAGGUGUUUUCAAGUUAUUCAGUGUUUGCAACAUAUGGCUUCUUGCAAAGAAUUUUAUUCUUUAG
Arachis duranensis is the source of this 723-nucleotide messenger RNA. RefSeq lists its product as uncharacterized. The record is from RefSeq and is a predicted model, not a curated record. The coding region runs from base 1 to 723 and encodes 240 amino acids. NCBI's taxonomy places the organism in Eukaryota, Viridiplantae, Streptophyta, Magnoliopsida, Fabales, Fabaceae. The transcript is spliced from 3 exons.